Messenger RNA from Hibiscus syriacus, 2110 nucleotides. Its product is annotated as DEAD-box ATP-dependent RNA helicase 22-like. The transcript is spliced from 7 exons. Gene Ontology annotation, molecular function: ATP binding; RNA binding; RNA helicase activity. Bases 71 to 1783 code for a protein of 570 amino acids. Gene Ontology annotation, cellular component: chloroplast. Lineage: Eukaryota; Viridiplantae; Streptophyta; Magnoliopsida; Malvales; Malvaceae. The record is from RefSeq and is a predicted model, not a curated record.
CCUGCUGCCCCUUUGAAUGUUUUUCUAAGCCUCAGAAAAAAAGAAGAAGCUUAUCUCAAAAGAGGCAAUAAUGAUUUCACGUGGCUCAACUUCAAUGCUCAACUUAUACAGUUUAUCAACCACCACCCCAAAGCUCCUCUCUCGUUUAAGCCGCUCCUCUUUCCUCUCUACUUCCACGCCAUCUCCUCCAAUACGUUUAAUUUGGCUCAAUCAAUCCUACAGGUGCCGAACCAGGGCCUUCAGCAGCGCAGCCGUUGUUGUCUCUUCUCCAAAGCAAACCGGGGGAGAUACCUUCUUUGCUGAAGAGACUGUUUCCUGGAAGUCUUUAGGCCUAUCUGAUCGGAUCUCACAAGCUCUAUCUAAUGCAGGUUUCGAUAGACCUUCCCUCGUUCAGGCUGCCUGCAUGCCGUCUAUACUCUCUGGAAAAGAUGUUGUAAUUGCUGCGGAAACUGGUAGUGGUAAAACAUAUGGUUAUCUGGUUCCCCUGAUUGAUAAGCUUUGUAGUGCUCAGCAUGAUGGGGAUAAUGAUUCGGAUAAACCUACUGCUCCUUCGCGUAGUUUAUCUGUUGUUCUUUGCCCAAAUGUAUUGCUCUGCGAACAAGUGGUUCGAAUGGCUAAUGAUCUUUCAGGUGAUGAUGGCAAACCACUUCUCAGAGUUGCAGUGGUGUGUGGUCGACAGGGGUGGCCAGUUAAUGAACCGGAUGUUAUUGUGUCAACACCAGUUGCUCUUUUGAACAAUAUAGACCUAAAAAAACAUCAUCAUUCUGAUUUCAUUCGUGCUGUAAAGUAUGUGGUUUUUGAUGAAGCAGAUAUGCUUCUUUGUGGUGGCUUUGAGAAUCAUGUUAUCCGUCUUAUACACAUGUUCCGUUUUGAUGAAAAGCUGUUGUCUCGGAUGAGUAAAUCUGGACUUGAGAAUUCCGUAGAACUGACUUCUGAUUCUGUAUCACACUUUGACUUCGAGGGUGAGGAAGACAUACAAAACGAAUCCAUCUCUGAUGCUGAGGACCUGACAGAAGGAACUCAAACUUCAUCCGUCGAGAAAAAGGACUGGAGGAGAGUGAGAAAAUAUUAUGUACGAAGUAAGCAGUACAUAUUUGUUGCUGCAACCCUUCCAGUUAAUGGAAAGAAAACUGCUGGUGCUGUGUUGAAAAAGAUGUUUCCAGAUGCCAACUGGGUUAGUGGAAGUUACCUCCAUCAACACAAUCCUAGAUUGAAGGAGAAAUGGGUUGAAGUCACAACUGACACUCAGGUUGAUGCACUAAUAGAGGCUGUAAAGCAAUUUGACUCAAAAUCAUUGGAUCAUGGUGCUGGUGUUAGCCGAACCAUGGUGUUUGGUAACACUGUCGAGGCUGUUGAAGCAGUGGCUAAUAUACUGCAGAGGGCUGAAAUUGUGUGUUACCGUUACCAUAAGGGCCUCUCCCUGGAAGAACGUGCUGAAUCCUUAGAUGGUUUCCGAGAUAAAGGCGGAAUUUUUGUGUGCACAGAUGCUGCUGCUCGUGGUGUUGACAUUCCAAAUGUUUCGCAUGUCAUCCAGGCAGACUUCGCCACUUCUGCGGUAGAUUUCUUGCAUAGGGUUGGUCGAACUGCACGGGCUGGUCAAUUUGGAGUUGUUACUAGCCUCUACAAUGAAUCCAACCGAGACCUUGUUAAUUCAAUACGCGCAGCUGGGAAGCUGGGGCAGCCUGUGGAAUCGGCAUUCAGCCGGAAAAGGAGUUUCCGGAACAAACUUAAGAAGAGAGGUUACAACACCAGAGACGCACCAACUGCUGAAUUGAUGGUGUAAGAAACAUGGUACACAAAGGACAAUAGUUAUUGGUUCUGUUAAAUACCAAGUUUGUUCUUACCGGAAGGAGAGGAUUAUUGAUUCUGUGUCUCAUUCCGUUUUAGGCUGUUACGAAUAAGUUCCAUAAUUCCGGCCGCUGAAGAUGUUCUAAAGGGACCAAUGAGUGUAUCAUCUUUUAAGAAUUCGUUUUCCGUUUCGGUAAUGCAUUCUCAUCUACCAUGGCUUACAGUUGAAUGUAUUGAAGCCUCCAACUGUUACCUUGGAAUGUAAAUUGCACCGUGACAAGUUAUAGGAACCCGCAUACUAAACUUUUAUAUUUGAUCAUGC